CAUCAAAACAAGUAGUUUGGAGUACAGCUUUGUUUGAGACAUGGGAGUAACGCUUUGUGAGGUGUGAUGAGAGUCAGUGAUGUCCGUUGCCAGGGUAUACAAUUUGCUGUUCAAGUGAAAAUAGUAUAAAAAUUAACGUGGAAAUGGAAGCGGAAUACCAAGCAAAGUUGAGCCCAACGAAGACAGUGUCAGCUGCACAUAAUGAUAACGAGGAUCCGUAUCCCAGUUUAUCAGAUUACCACGAUUAUGAACCAAAUUUGGAAUUUGAUGAUACUGAAUUGCAGCAUGCAACAGUCACAAGUGAUUUGGAGGAGAAGGUUGAAGCAACAGGAUUGGAUUACUUGGAAUCUCCUGUCUCUGAUGGAACAAUAGAAGAAAAUUUUGAAGAGGAACUUGUAAAUGCCCCUGUCAUUUCAACAGGUGUUGAUAGCCUGUCUUACCAUUUUCCUGAAGAUGAUGGUGAAGAGGAUGAUUUCAGUGAUGUUGCAAAUUAUGGAAUUGUUGAAGUUGCUGGGGAUGACACCUAUGGAAGAAAAGUGAUUGUUGUGUCUGCUUGCAAACUACCAUCAAAUAAGGAGAUUAAUCAUGAUCGUCUGUUAAGGUACCUGAUGUAUACAUUGGAUAAAUAUGUUGAGCAAGAUUACAGUCUUGUUUAUUUCCACUAUGGACUGACAAGUAAAAAUAAACCAUCACUGUCAUGGUUAUGGCAAGCGUAUAAGGCCUUUGAUCGGAAAUACAAGAAGAAUGUUAAGGCUCUGUAUCUAGUCCAUCCAACAAAUUUCAUCAGAGUAAUAUGGCAGAUAUUUCGUGCUGCUAUAAGUGUAAAGUUUGGCAGGAAAGUGAUGUAUGUCAAUUACUUACAUGAACUUAGUCAGCAUCUCCAUCUGGAUCAGAUAUGCAUCCCACAGGCUGUUUUAGACCAUGAUCAGCGAUUGCUUCAGAAAAACAGCCGAUCAAAUGUACCACAGCAGCCACAAGAGCAGCAACAGGCACAACAAGAAAAUAGUGGAAAUACCAGCGUGCCCCUUGAAACCCAACAGUUUGGUGUUUCUCUGCAGUUCAUAAAAGAUCACAAUAAUGCUGAUCCUAUACCACCUGUAAUGCGCCAGUGUGUAGAAUUCCUUAGUCAGCCAGAUGCAUUGGAGACUGAAGGAUUAUUCCGUAGAUCAUCAAGAAUCACUCAAGUUAAAGAAGUCCAGAAACGGUUCAACCAAGGCCUUCCAGUAGAUUUUCAGGGUGAUGUUCAUCUUGCGGCUGUUAUACUUAAAACAUUUCUCAGAGAGCUGGAGGAACCAUUGAUGACAUUUGAUCUGUAUGAUGAAAUCACACAGUUUCAGUGUAUAGCUAAGGAAGAAAGGCCACGCUAUGUAAAAAUUCUUAUAUUAGAGAAACUUCCGGAGGAUAAUUACCAAAUACUCAAAUAUCUUGUACAGUUCCUUUCAAAGGUUAUGGACAGAUGUGAUCUGAAUAAAAUGACAUCUUCAAAUUUAGCUGUUGUAUUCGGCCCAAACCUAGUAUGGGCUCAGACAGGACAGUUCUCACUCUCUGCCAUUGGGCCUAUCAAUAUGUUCACUGACUUUGUUCUCACAAACCAUGAACAAAUAUUCAUUAUUUAAUUACAAACUGAAGUAGAGUAUGUGCUCUUCCAUCAGUCGGAAUCAUAUAAUAUUUUUGAAAAAGAGAUUGUCAUCAUCUUAUCAAAGCUCAGGCUGGGUGUGAACUAAUAAUAGCUGGAUCAUAUUUUGUCUUACAUUAAAAGCCCCCAGCAAUAUUUUCUCACAGCUCAGUGAACACUUUUUUCUGUGAGACUAUAAAAGGUCAAAUGAAUAUUUUCAGCAAGCACAAAUCAUGCUAUGGUAUUGUAAUGUAAAGAGGCAUUUUAGCAAAAAUGUUUUCUAUGUUUCAUGAAAAAGUGAAAAAUGUACAUGAACAUUUUAGCAAAAAAAAGUUUUUAUAUUUUGGGGUAGUUGAAGGCAAACUGAAAUACCAAAGAAAUGAGGCAGUUUAGCAGCAUAACUUUGUGCUUUGCUAAAUUGAGAUACGAAGAUUUUAUAUUAAAAAGAACUGAAAGUAGUACAGGCAAAAAGAAUUGUAACUUAAUAUUUGUAAAUAUUGUGAAAGAUAUUAUAUGUUCAUUUAUUUAACAGUAGACCUCUUGUGGUAGUCAGCACUGCAAAGCUAAUUACAUUAUGUACAAACUCGAACAAAAAGUGAGGAGGACACACAUGAAGUGGUUGUCAUUUGGCCAGACUAUUGUUUGUAUCAGUGUGAUUCAAGGCGGAGAAUACUUAACUCUAGUCAUUAGCUGUGUUCAAUGUAUAUGUUGAAUCAGAUAAAUAAUGGUCUCAUGCUUGUUAUUCCAACCUAUGUUCAACGAAUUAUUUCCUUUUUGGGAAUAUAUGUUAAUCUGAAGGAAGCUCCUUUUAACAUUUUGAUUCAAAAGUGUUGUUCUUUAUAAUUUCUUGUCGUAAGUUUUUGUUAGAUUUUCAAAUGCAUAAUUGAUGGUAUACAUUUACUUAUACAUGAAUGCUAUUUCUCAUGGUUUGGCAUGUAAAUUUGGUACAUGCCCCCCAUCUUAUUAUCCAUAUAGUGUUUUGUCAUAUGUAAGUUUUCUAAUUCCCUACUUACAAUAAUUCUGCUACUUAAGAGGAUUAAGAUGAAACAUUUAUGAAUUUUGUUUCAUAUGAAGAAUAAUAUCUGUGUCACCACAUAGUGUGGUCUAUGAAUUAAUCAUUUGGGAUAUAACUAAAUUUGAGCAUUAUUCACACUCCAGUUAUGUGUGAAUUGUAAUUCCCCUUUGAUACUGGUACAGGCUCAAACUAGCAACCAAAAUUUAACUCUUGUAGCAGGCAUAAUUAUUAACGUAAUUUUUAAAUAUUUGUCUGUUUUAUAUAUGCUAUUGAAUAAUGCAACACUGAAAUUGUAUUUUUGUAUUGCAUGGUGAGAUAAAAACAAUAAGAAUUUAUCAUCACUGAAAGAAAAGUAGGCCUAUCUCUUAAAAAUCAGUGUCUGUUCAUGAAAUUGUCAGUGACAGAUGUACUGUAUGAUUUUUUCAGUAUAAGUAGUAAAUGCAGUGCAUGAAUGUUACUUGCCUUGCAUAUAAAUUAUUUGUAUUACGUUUAUAAAUUAGUUUAAUACGCACAUUUAAUAUGUAAACAGCAGCAGUUCAUUUCUUCUUGUUCCUUUCUUUUUGUUUUUGCAGGAAGAAGAAAUAAGCCUUUCAGACACUGCAAUUGUGUUAAUUACUGUAGAGUAAUUAAUAUUGUCAAUAUUCACUGCUAAAGUGGUCAUAACUUAGUCAAUAUUAUUAUUUCUUGAACAUUCAUUAAGUGAUCUGAUAUAUAAUAAUAUAUUUUUAUACUUACGUUUCUUUGACCAUUUUGUUUUAAUUUUUUGCAGAGAAAAAAUGUGUUUUAUAUACUAUAUUGAAUUGUAUUUAUCUUAACUUACCUGUAUCACAGAGACCUUGCAUUGAAGGUUAUGGAAUGGACAGAGCAUUCAUUUUGUGUAUUGUUUAAUAGAGAGCUUGUCAGAAACCACAUUUCACUCAGGGAGGAGAGAUUUUAAGAAGGCUUUCAUAGGUAUGGACUGUUUGGAAUAAUGAGGGAUUCGAAUUCCUUAUCUAUGUAUGACAUGGAGGGAGUUUCCUUGAGGCAACUAAUAUUCUGCUUCCAGUAUCAAUGAGAUUGUUAAAUUGAGCAUGUUGGGGUGGUGGCAGUAGCACUAAUAGUAGUGAAUGAGUGAAGAGCAAGUGAUCCAAC
Schistocerca cancellata (South American locust) is the source of this 3761-nucleotide messenger RNA. Its product is annotated as rho GTPase-activating protein 1-like. Gene Ontology annotation, biological process: negative regulation of endocytic recycling; small GTPase-mediated signal transduction. The transcript has 9 exons. Lineage: Eukaryota; Metazoa; Arthropoda; Insecta; Orthoptera; Acrididae. Gene Ontology annotation, molecular function: GTPase activator activity. The coding region runs from base 144 to 1616 and encodes 490 amino acids. Gene Ontology annotation, cellular component: cytoplasm. The record is from RefSeq and is a predicted model, not a curated record.